Molecule: messenger RNA, 1539 nt
Organism: Enterospora canceri
Lineage: Eukaryota; Fungi; Microsporidia; Enterocytozoonidae
Source: the annotation of a GenBank genome assembly
AUGGUAGAGGGUGUGAAAUUCACAGUAGUAAACAGUACAGGAGAGCUGUUUGAGGAGAACGAGGAACAGAGAAUGUUCGCAGUGCACGAGAAAGCAGAGAAUUUGAGACAAAAAUACGCAGAACGAGUUGAAGAAAUUCAGGCAGCACGAAAUUACGUGGAUAUGGAUAUGGAAAUAGACAAAUUGAAAAUGGCAUGGCCAGCUCUCUUUGGACUUGAUGAUCCCGAUGAAUUCUACGUCCACGUUGAUUUGGACAGCUACUACGCAUCCGUUGAAACACUAUUGAAUCCAAAACUAAAGGAUGUUCCACUUGCAGUUGGAAGCAUGGCAAUGAUUGCAACAAGCAACUACAAAGCAAGAGAAUAUAACGUAAAGGCAGGUAUGCCAGGGUAUCACGCUAAGAAACUCUGUCCUCAUCUUGUUAUAAUACCACCACAAAUGAAUCAGUACAAUUAUUAUUCUGAAGUGAUCAUGGAAAUAUUAAGCUGUUACGACACUCAGAUUGAAAUAUACGGAAUUGAUGAGUCGUGUAUGGUAUUCAAUGAGGAUAAAUUAGUUCAGGCCUAUGAAUAUCACAACAGUACAAAUGCUAAAAAUGAUCAGAUAAAAUAUGGUGGAUUCAAUACCACCAGUAUAUCAAAAUUAGUAGAAAAAAUACGACAAACAGUCUACAACAAAACAAAACUAACAAUCAGUGCAGGAAUAUCACUAUGUAGAGGUCACGCAAAGUUUGCAUCCAACAUAAACAAGCCAAAUGGACAACUGUGUAUUAUAGACAAUUUUGAUCAAUACAUAUUAAACCUACCCUGUGACAAAAUAAAUGGGAUUGGGAAAAUGACCAAAUUGCGGCUGUCGAAGACGUUUCAAGUGACAACAGUGGCUGAUUUACGAAACAAACAUGCAGAAUGUGCGUUGGUCUUUCCAACCAAAACAUUUCUGAAUGUGUUCAGGUUGUCAUUUGGGUUCUCUCAAUUUGAUUUCGCACAUUCAUCAAAAUACAACAGCAACUUCAAAUCAAUUGGAAACAGCUACACAAUCAGAAAAACAACGAGCUAUGUCGAAACAGUGCAACGACUGUACGAGAUAUCGCAACAAGUGUGGCAAAGAAUGAAGAAAUGUGACAUGUAUGGAAUGGUGGUGACUCUUGUGAUAAAAUAUAGCACAUUUAAGCUUGUUACACGGAGGAAGAAGAUUAAUUUUGUGAUGAAAAGGCACAGAGAACUCUUUGAGACAGUGGUAGAGCUGUUACAGGAGAAUGUGGUGAUGAAUGAGAGCAAAAUGAAGGUAGUGGACGAGGAAAUCAGGAUGCUGGGCGUAACUGUAAGUGACUUAUCAAAACGAAGCAACCUGAAGACAUUAGAGGAAUUUGUGGUGGAAAAGAAGGCAAUAGAUCCACGGAAGUGUUUCCUGUGCCAGAAGCUGUUUCUUCACGAAUCAGAUGUUGUAUUCGAGUCACACGUAAACAGGUGCGUAGACAAGGCAGAACGAGACGAAAAAGAAGCCAAAAAGAGAAUCGACUAUUAUAUAAGGAAGAAAUAG